AUGUUCUACGCAAUUGGACUGGGUCUGGCAGAUGAAAAGGACGUGUCGGUCAAGGGUCUCGAGAUCAUCAAGCGCGCCGAGCGUGUCUAUCUCGAAGCCUAUACCGCCGUCCUGCUCGUCGAGAAGGAAGUCCUGGAAGCUUACUAUGGCCGUGAAGUAAUCAUCGCCGACCGUGAGAUGGUCGAAUCCUCGUCAGACGAGAUCCUCGAGGGCGCCGACAAGGUCGACAUUGCCUUNUUGGUCGUUGGCGAUCCCUUCUCAGCUACCACACACACCGACUUCAUCAUUCGCGCUCGCGAGAAGAACAUUCCCACUCGCAUCUUGCCCAAUGCCUCCAUCUUGACUGGUGUCGGAUGCACCGGUCUCUCGCUCUACAACUUCGGCCAGACCGUCUCCAUGGUCUUCUUCACAGACAAUUGGAAACCCGCCAGUUACUAUGACCGCGUCAAGGAGAAUGUCGCCCUGGGUCUGCAUACUCUGGUGUUGCUUGACAUCAAGGUCAAGGAGCCCAACCUCGAAGCUCUGGCCAGAGGCAGAAUCGUCUACGAGCCACCACGCUUCAUGACCGUCGCCCAAUGCGCCCAACAGAUGAUCGAGACCGAGGAGGAGAAGGGCGAGGGCAUUUGCUCAAAGGACAGCCUAGCCGUUGGUGUCGCCCGCGUUGGCGCCGAUGACCAGGAAAUCGUUGCUGGUACAUUGGAGCAGCUCGCCCAGGCUGACUUGGGCAAGCCUCUGCACAGUCUGGUCCUCAUUGGAAAGCGCAUGCACGACAUGGAGAAGGACUACGUUCGCGAGUACGCUGUCGACAAGAACGUAUUUGACGACAUCUUUGCCAGAGACUACCACCAGUCAUAG
Molecule: messenger RNA, 855 nt
Organism: Aureobasidium musti
Lineage: Eukaryota; Fungi; Ascomycota; Dothideomycetes; Dothideales; Saccotheciaceae
Source: the annotation of a GenBank genome assembly